GCCGCCGUGGUGGCCGCGGUGGUGGUUCCGGGGGUGGUGCCCGUGGCCACGCACCGAUGCCGGGACCCCAGCAGGGUGCGCCUUGGCCCACUUUUCACCACCCGUGGUCAGGGUGCAUCUCCAUGUGGCCGUUCCAGGGGCCAGGCUCUGAGGCUCGGCCCCCGGCGGCCAUGUUCGCUGGUGCGCAGCCAGGGUUCGCCUUCGCCUCUCCGUCGCCCUGGACCUCGACACCUGCUGCUUCGUCGUGGCCCACGCCACCGGCUACUCCACCGUCCGGGCUGGUUGGUUGGGACGCGGCCACCCUGGCUGCCUUCCAGACUCCUACUCUGACUCCGCCGAUAGGUCCCGAGUGGAUCGCGGACACCGGUGCUACCUACCACACCACCCCCGACCCUGGACUCGGCAACUCGACGCCCCCUCCUCAGAUGUGACAGCACCGGCCCCCUCUACACCCUUCGGCUUCCGCACGCCACAUCUUCUUCGUCUUCGUCACCUGACACAGCUGCUGUUUUUGCUGCCGCCACGUCUUCUACCACCUGGCAUCGUCGCCUUGGUCACCCCGGACGUGAUGCCUUGAUGCAGCUUACUCGUAGUGCCACUAUCCCAUGUACUAGAUCCCAUGAUGAGCAUCUUUGUCAUGCGUGCCAGUUAGGCCGCCAUGUUCGUCUUCCUUUUUCUUCUUCCUCUCAUGCUACUCAUGCUUUUGAUCUUGUACACUGCAAUUUGU
Zea mays is the source of this 727-nucleotide messenger RNA. RefSeq lists its product as uncharacterized. NCBI's taxonomy places the organism in Eukaryota, Viridiplantae, Streptophyta, Magnoliopsida, Poales, Poaceae. The record is from RefSeq and is a predicted model, not a curated record. The transcript has 2 exons. The coding region runs from base 57 to 431 and encodes 124 amino acids.